GAGGGGAAUGUGGCCAGCAUCCAAAACACAGAUGCACAUGUUUUGUUUGUGCCGUCUCGACCAACCAUCUUGUCUCGUCAUUGGGUCCGCGAGGUCGAUUAACGCAUCCACGCCAAAGGAAUUGAGCCAAAACGCUUCAAGUAGGGAGAUCGAGAAUCGUCUUCUUCGAGUCCGACGAAGCGCCACUACGGGUCGAUCUGAACCGUUGGCGAGAUUCAACCAUCCUAUCCAGUUUCAGCACGCUCGGCCGCCUCCUGCUCCUGCACACGGCGCGCACGAGGGAAAAAAGAUGGCGGCGGCGGCGGUGCGGCGCGCGGAGGAGCUGGUGGAGAGGGAGAUGAGCGGGCGCGACGCCUCCCACGACGCCGCCCACGCGCUCCGCGUCCGCGACCUCGCGCUCUCCCUCGCCGCCGAGCAGGGCCUCUCCUCCCCCGACCGCCUCCUCAUCGUGGAACUGGCUGCUCUGCUGCACGACAUCGGGGAUUACAAGUAUACCAAGGAUAAUAUGGAGGAUAUGAGCAUAGUCGAGAGGUUUCUUCAAGAUGUGGGAUUGGAGAAGGGCCAGAGGGAGGAAAUUGUGUCAAUUAUUACAGGGAUGGGAUUCAAAAAUGAAGUUUCAGGGAAGGCUGCUGAGCCCACACUUGAGUUUGCAGUUGUGCAAGAUGCAGAUCGUCUGGAUGCAAUUGGUGCAAUUGGUGUUGCAAGAUGUUUUACAUAUGGAGGGAGCAAGAACAGUGCAUUGCAUGAUCCUAAAGUACUUCCACGGGAUAAUUUGUCAAAAGAGAAGUACAUGUCUAAGGAGAAACAAACAUCAAUUAAUCAUUUCCACGAGAAGCUUUUCAAGUUGAAGGACAUGAUGAAGACAGAGGCCGGGAAAAGGAGAGCAGAGAAAAGGCACAAAUUCAUGGAAGAUUUUGUGGCUGAAUUCUAUGAAGAGUGGAGUGGCAGGGCUUGAAGUUGACCAACCAGGUUGUGGACGUGUGUGGCAAGGCUUGAAGUUGGCCAACCAACUUUCAGCAACUCAUGUCAUUUCCUGCUGACAAGGGAUCCAAAUAAACAAGGGACUAAUCCAGAGGAGUUGUUGAAUCUGCUAAGACUCUUCAGAAUAAAGGGUCGAAACCCCAGCACCAACUUGUAUUACAAAGAAGCCACAAAGCGCCAUCUAGCCACCUCACUGUUCAUGUUCUGGCAAAACUUUGUUCAAACCACUACAAGCAAUAUUAGGCAAUGGUGGAUAAGAUUACUGUUGAACAAGUACUUUCCCUCAAUGCCCCUGAUCACUCUGCAUGUGUCGUUUAUGUUGUAUCAUGUUAUGGUUCAUCUGUAGCAUUGCUGAGAAGUAAUCACACUGGUGUUGUUAAUUAGCAUUGCUGGGAAAUAAUCACACACUGUUGUUGUUAAGUAA
This is a messenger RNA of Brachypodium distachyon (stiff brome), 1405 nucleotides long. RefSeq lists its product as uncharacterized. The transcript is spliced from 7 exons. The record is from RefSeq and is a predicted model, not a curated record. Lineage: Eukaryota; Viridiplantae; Streptophyta; Magnoliopsida; Poales; Poaceae. Bases 8 to 955 code for a protein of 315 amino acids.